This is a messenger RNA of Triplophysa rosa, 6018 nucleotides long. RefSeq names its product myosin-7-like. Bases 78 to 5894 code for a protein of 1938 amino acids. Lineage: Eukaryota; Metazoa; Chordata; Actinopteri; Cypriniformes; Nemacheilidae. Gene Ontology annotation, molecular function: ATP binding; actin filament binding; cytoskeletal motor activity. The transcript has 39 exons. The record is from RefSeq and is a predicted model, not a curated record. Gene Ontology annotation, cellular component: myosin complex.
CAGAGCUGACGCUGACCCUCGGGAUCAGUGCGGUUAUUCUCUCUAUUUCUGUGCGUUCACAAACAACUUGAGUCAUUAUGGGUGAUGCUGGGAUGUCCGUGUUUGGGGCCGCAGCCUCAUACCUGCGGAAGUCUGAUAGGGAGCGUCUGGAAGCACAGACAAAACCCUUUGAUUUGAAGAAAGAAUGUUUUGUGCCGGAUCCCGUAGAGGAGUUUGUUAAGGCCUCUAUCAUAAGUCGAGAGGGUAACAAAGUCACCGUGGAAACACAGGGAGGAAAGACCAUCACUGUCAAAGAUAGUGAUGUUCUGCAGCAGAACCCUCCCAAAUUUGACAAAAUUGAAGACAUGGCAAUGUUGACUUUCCUCCAUGAGCCUGCUGUGCUGUUUAAUCUCAAAGAGCGUUAUGCAGCAUGGAUGAUCUAUACUUACUCAGGGCUGUUCUGUGUCACUGUCAACCCCUACAAGUGGUUGCCGGUGUACAAUAAGGAGGUGGUCCUUGCCUACAGAGGAAAAAAGAGGAGUGAAGCUCCUCCCCACAUUUAUACCAUCUCUGAUAAUGCCUACCAGUACAUGUUAACAGACAGAGAAAACCAGUCCAUUCUUAUCACGGGAGAGUCUGGUGCUGGGAAGACUGUAAACACUAAAAGAGUCAUUCAGUACUUUGCCAGCAUUGCAGCAAGUGGAGGCAAGAAGGACCAGGACAAGCACAAGGGAACCCUGGAGGAUCAAAUCAUCCAGGCUAACCCUGCCUUGGAGGCAUUCGGUAAUGCAAAGACCAUCAGAAAUGACAACUCCUCAAGAUUUGGGAAAUUUAUUAGAAUUCACUUUGAUACAAGAGGCAAACUGGCAUCUGCAGACAUUGAAACGUAUCUACUGGAGAAAUCCCGUGUGAUCUUUCAGUUAAAGGCUGAGAGAGACUAUCACAUCUUCUAUCAAAUCUUAUCCAACAAAAAGCCUGAGAUUCUUGAGAUGCUGUUAGUGACAGCGAACCCCUAUGACUAUUCAUUCAUCUCUCAGGGAGAGACCACAGUUGUUUCCAUUGAUGAUGCUGAGGAAUUAAUGGCAACCGAUAGUGCCUUUGAUAUAUUGGGCUUUACACAAGAUGAAAAGAAUUCUGUGUACAAGCUGACUGGAGCCAUUAUGCACUAUGGCAACAUGAAGUUUAAGCAGAAGCAGCGUGAGGAACAAGCCGAGGCUGAUGGAACUGAAGAUGCUGACAAAGCAGCAUAUCUGAUGGGUCUAAACUCUGCUGACCUCAUUAAAGGUCUAUGUCAUCCAAGGGUCAAAGUGGGAAAUGAGUGGGUCACCAAAGGACAAAAUGUCCAGCAGGUAAACUAUACUACUGGCGCCUUAUCAAAAGCAGUGUAUGAAAAGAUGUUCCUGUGGAUGGUGGUGAGAAUCAACCAGUCUCUGGAGACAAAGCAGCCACGUCAAUACUUCAUUGGAGUGUUGGAUAUUGCCGGCUUUGAGAUCUUUGAUUUAAAUACCUUUGAGCAACUCUGCAUCAACUUUACCAAUGAGAAACUGCAACAGUUUUUCAACCAUCACAUGUUUGUGCUGGAACAAGAGGAGUACAAGAAAGAAGGAAUUGAAUGGGAGUUCAUUGACUUCGGCAUGGACCUGCAAGCCUGCAUUGAUCUCAUUGAGAAAUCCAUGGGCAUCAUGUCCAUCCUUGAAGAAGAGUGCAUGUUUCCAAAAGCCAGUGAUGCAACCUUUAAAGCAAAGCUUUACGACAACCACCUUGGAAAAUCAAACAACUUCCAGAAACCCAGGAUUGUGAAGGGAAAGCCAGAGGCUCACUUCGCCCUGGUUCAUUAUGCUGGCACAGUGGACUACAACAUUUACAACUGGCUAGUGAAGAAUAAGGACCCCCUGAAUGAAACUGUGGUUGGAUUGUAUCAGAAAUCUUCGCUGAAGUUGUUGUCUCUUCUGUUUGCCAACUAUGCAAGUGCAGAGUCAGCCAUCUCUGAAGGUGCAAGUGGAAAAAAAGAAAAGAAGAAGAAAGGAUCAUCAUUCCAGACAGUGUCUGCUCUUCACAGGGAGAAUCUCAAUAAACUCAUGACCAACCUGAGAUCAACUCACCCACACUUUGUGCGCUGCAUCAUCCCCAAUGAGACAAAGACUCCCGGGGCGAUGGAGAAUCCUCUAGUCAUGCACCAGCUUCGCUGUAACGGUGUACUUGAAGGUAUCAGGAUUUGCAGAAAGGGUUUCCCCAACAGAAUCCUGUAUGGUGAUUUCAAACAGAGAUAUCGCAUCUUGAACCCUGCAACUAUCCCUGAGGGACAGUUCAUAGACAGCAAGAAAGGGGCAGAGAAACUACUGAGUUCUCUUGACAUUGACCACCAGCAGUACAGGUUUGGUCAUACCAAGGUAUUUUUUAAGGCUGGUCUACUAGGCCAGCUGGAAGAGAUGAGAGAUGAGCGUCUAUCAAAAAUAAUCACUGGAAUUCAAGCUAGGUCUCGUGGUCUUCUCUCAAGAAUUGAGUAUCAGAAGAUGGUAGAACGCAGGGAUGCCUUGCUUGUGAUUCAGUGGAAUGUGCGUGCAUUCAUGAGUGUCAAGAAUUGGCCCUGGAUGAAACUCUUCUUUAAAAUCAAGCCGUUGCUGAGAUCUGCUGAAGCAGAGAAGGAAAUGGCCAACAUGAAAGAUGAGUUCUUGAAGCUUAAAGAAGCUUUUGCAAAGUCAGAGGCUCGUAGAAAAGAACUCGAAGAGAAAAUGGUGACUCUUCUUCAAGAAAAGAAUGACCUCCAACUUCAAGUGCAGGCGGAACAAGAUAAUCUCUGUGAUUCUGAAGAGAGGUGUGAAGGUCUGAUCAAAAAUAAGAUCCAGAUGGAAGCUAAAAAUAAGGAGUUGACUGAACGCCUUGAGGAUGAGGAAGAGAUGAAUGCAGAGCUGACAGCAAAGAAGAGAAAGCUGGAGGACGAGUGCUCUGAGCUGAAGAAAGACAUCGAUGAUCUGGAGCUUACACUGGCUAAAGUGGAGAAAGAGAAGCAUGCUACUGAAAACAAGGUGAAGAACCUGACAGAAGAAAUGGCAGCUUUGGAUGAUAUCAUUGCCAAGCUGACAAAAGAAAAGAAAGCUUUGCAGGAAGCUCACCAGCAGACACUGGAUGACCUGCAAAGUGAGGAAGACAAAGUCAACACCCUGACCAAAGCUAAAGUAAAGCUAGAGCAGCAAGUGGAUGAUCUAGAGGGAUCUCUAGAGCAAGAAAAGAAGAUCCGGAUGGAUCUAGAAAGAGCUAAGAGAAAACUUGAGGGAGAUUUAAAGCUAACCCAGGAGAGCAUAAUGGACCUGGAGAAUGACAGGCAGCAACUGGAAGAGCGACUUAAGAAAAAAGACUUUGAAAUCAGUCAGCUCAACAGUAAAAUCGAUGACGAACAGAACAUAAUUAUGCAGCUUCAGAAGAAACUAAAGGAGCUACAGGCUCGUGUUGAAGAACUGGAGGAAGAGCUUGAGGCAGAAAGAGCUGCCAGAGCUAAGGUGGAGAAACAGAGAGCAGAUCUAGCCCGAGAGCUGGAGGAGAUCAGUGAGAGACUGGAGGAGGCUGGAGGAGCUACAUCUGCUCAGAUUGAGAUGAAUAAGAAACGCGAGGCAGAGUUUCAGAAACUUCGCAGAGACCUUGAAGAGGCCACUCUGCAGCAUGAGGCCACGGCCGCCACACUGAGAAAAAAACAAGCUGACAGUGUGACAGAACUGGGAGAGCAGCUAGAUAAUCUACAGAGAGUCAAACAAAAACUGGAAAAGGAGAAGAGUGAACUGAGGCUGGAAUUGGAUGAUGUGGUCUCCACCAUGGAGCAGAUUGUCAAAUCCAAGAUUAAUUUGGAGAAACUCAACAGAACUCUAGAAGAUCAAAUGAAUGAAUUUCGUAACAAGAGUGAGGAAAACCAAAGGUCCCUCAAUGACUUCACCACCCAGAGGGCAAAGCUUCAAGCUGAAAAUGAUGAGUUUGCGAGACAGCUAGAAGAAAAGGAAUCAUUAAUCUCUCAACUGACAAGGGGUAAGAAUUCUUUUAGUCAACAACUUGAGGACCUGAAAAGGCAGCUGGAUGAGGAAAUUAAGGCAAAGAAUGCCCUCGCCCAUGCGCUUCAGUCUGCCCGUCAUGACAUAGAUCUGCUCAGAGAGCAGUAUGAGGAGGAGCAGGAGGCCAAAGCCGAGCUACAGCGGUCCAUGUCCAAAGCUAACUCUGAGGUGGCUCAGUGGAGAACCAAGUAUGAAACUGAUGCCAUCCAGAGGACUGAAGAACUGGAAGAAGCCAAGAAGAAACUGGCUCAGCGUUUGCAGGAGGCUGAGGAGGCUGUAGAGGCUAUAAAUGCUAAAUGUUCUUCCCUUGAAAAGACUAAACACAGACUCCAGAAUGAAAUUGAAGAUUUAAUGGUGGAUGUGGAGAGAUCAAACACAGCUGCGGCAGCAUUAGACAAGAAGCAAAGAAACUUUGAUAAGGUCUUGUCUGAGUGGAAGCAGAAGUAUGAGGAGUCUCAGUGUGAACUGGAGAGCUCACAAAAGGAGGCCAGAUCUCUGAGCACAGAACUGUUCAAGCUGAAGAACUCGUAUGAGGAAUCGUUGGAUCAUCUUGAGACCCUCAAGCGAGAGAACAAAAUUCUGCAAGAGGAAAUCUCUGAUCUGACUGAACAACUUGGUGAGAGUGGAAAGACAAUCCAUGAAUUGGAGAAGGUCCGUAAGCAGCUAGAACAAGAAAAGGCUGAGAUACAAUCUGCUCUGGAAGAGGCUGAGGGAUCUUUGGAGCAUGAGGAGGGAAAAAUCCUCAGGACCCAGUUGGAAUUUAACCAGAUAAAGGCUGACAUUGAGCGCAAGAUGACUGAGAAAGAUGAGGAAAUGGAGCAGUUAAAGAAAAACAUGCAAAGGACCAUAGAUACCUUGCAAGGCGCACUGGAGUCUGAAACUCGGAGCAGGAACGAGGCUCUCAGGAUAAAGAAGAAAAUGGAAGGUGAUCUGAAUGAAAUGGAGAUUCAGCUCAGCCUGGCCAACAGACAGGCAUCCGAAGCUCAGAAACAACUAAAGUCUAUCCAGGCCCAUAUGAAGGAUUCUCAGCUGCAGCUGGAUGACUCUCUUCGAGCCAAUGAUGAUCUGAAGGAGAACACUGCUAUUGUAGAGAGACGUAAUACAUUACUUCAGGCAGAGCUGGAGGAGCUCAGAGCCGCUCUGGAACAAACAGAACGAGGACGUAAACUUGCUGAGCAAGAGCUGCUGGAUGUCACCGAGAGAGUUCAGCUGCUACAUUCUCAAAAUACCAGCCUCCUGAACCAGAAGAAGAAGUUGGAGACUGACAUAUCCCAGCUUCAGGGUGAGGUGGAUGAGGCCGUGCAAGAAUGCAGGAAUGCUGAAGAAAAAGCCAAAAAGGCCAUCACCGAUGCUGCCAUGAUGGCUGAAGAGUUGAAGAAAGAGCAAGAUACAAGUGCUCACCUGGAACGUAUGAAGAAAAACAUGGAGCAGACUAUUAAAGACCUGCAACACCGCCUGGAUGAAGCAGAACAGAUUGCCAUGAAAGGAGGCAAGAAACAAGUCCAGAAACUAGAAGCGAGAGUAAAAGAACUGGAAUGUGAAAUUGAGGCUGAACAAAAGAGAAGCAGCGAAUCUGUGAAGGGAAUCCGUAAAUACGAACGGCGCAUUAAGGAACUUACAUAUCAGACUGAGGAGGACCGUAAAAAUAUCGCCCGUCUUCAAGAUUUGGUUGACAAGCUGCAACUGAAAGUCAAAGCUUACAAAAGAGCUGCAGAAGAGGCUGAAGAACAAGCCAACAAUCAUCUUAGCAAAUUCCGUAAGCUGCAGCAUGAACUAGAUGAGUCCGAAGAAAGGGCUGAUAUUGCCGAAUCACAAGUGAAUAAGCUACGUGCCAAAAGUCGUGAUGUGGGGCCAAAGAAAGGGUUCGACGAAGAGUAAAGUUUGGGAUGUUUUCCGAAAUCAACUGUUCUCUAUAUUCAACACACAUUCUCUUUAAACAGUUGUGUUCUCUCACAUCCAUGAAAUAAAAUCACUUUGCAUCUAGACUAUUGUUCUGUGAGUU